Molecule: messenger RNA, 4970 nt
Organism: Monodelphis domestica (gray short-tailed opossum)
Lineage: Eukaryota; Metazoa; Chordata; Mammalia; Didelphimorphia; Didelphidae
Gene: WDR62
Product: WD repeat domain 62
Molecular function (GO): protein binding
Source: RefSeq, a predicted model, not a curated record
AGCGGCGGUUACGACGGCUAACGGUCUCUCGGCUCGUUCUGAUCGACGCCGGGACCGUCGAAGGGGCUCCGGGGGCCGGGAUGGCGGCCCUGGAGCCCGGCGUCGGCGGCUACGGGCGGAGCGAGGCGGGGACUCGCGGGGAGAAGGAAAAGCAGCCGGGCCCGGUCUCGUCCCGCAGGACCCUGGUGUCCCCGCCGCCGCCGCCACCCCCACCGCUCUGCCUGAAGCGCCGAUUGAAGCUCCUGCCGGGGCCUGAGGAGACGGUGCAGAGCCGGGUGACACUGGAGAAAGUAUUGGGCAUUACAGCCCAGAACAGCAGCGGCUUAACAUGUGAUCCAAACACAGGCUACAUUGCUUACCUGGCUGGUUGUGUGGUGGUGGUUUUAGACCCCAAGAAGAGUAAGCAGCAACACAUCUUUAACACUGCCAGGAAAGCCCUGAGUGCACUUUCCUUCUCUCCUGAUGGGAGAUACAUCGUGACGGGUGAGAACGGGCAUAGACCAGCUGUUCGGAUUUGGGACGUGGAGGAGAAGAGCCAGGUGGCAGAAAUGCUGGGCCACAAGUAUGGGGUAGCUUGUGUGGCCUUCUCCCCCAACAUGAAGCACAUUGUGUCCAUGGGCUAUCAGCAUGACAUGGUGGUCAACGUCUGGGACUGGAAGAAGGACAGCGUGGUUGCCUCCAACAAGGUGUCAUGUAAGGUUAUUGCCAUCUCAUUUUCGGAGGACAGCAGCUACUUUGUGACCGUGGGCCACCGGCAUGUCAAGUUCUGGUUCUUGGAGGUAUCCAAGGAAGUAAAGGUGACUGGCACCGUGCCCCUGGUGGGGCGUUCAGGCAUCCUGGGAGAGCUUCACAACAAUGUCUUCUGUGGUGUUGCCUGCGGGAGGGGCAGGAUGGCAGGCAACACCUUCUGUGUGUCCUACUCUGGUCUCCUCUGCCAGUUUAAUGAGAAGAGGGUCCUAGAAAAGUGGAUCAACUUAAAGGUCUCCCUUUCAUCGUGCCUGUGCGUCAGUGAGGAUCUCAUCUUCUGUGGCUGCACUGAUGGGACAGUACGCAUCUUCCAGACCCAUGACAUGCAUUAUGUGACCAACUUACCCAAGCCCCACUACUUGGGAGUAGAUGUGGCCCAAGGCCUGGAUCCCAGCUUCCUCUUCUGUAGGAAGGCUCAGGCAGUCUAUCCAGACACAGUGGCCUUGGCCUUUGACCCGUGCCACUACUGGCUCUCGUGUGUGUACAAGGACCACAGCAUCUAUGUCUGGGACAUCAGAGACCUAAGUAAAGUGGGCAAAGUGUGGUCCGAUCUCUUCCAUAGUUCCUAUGUCUGGAACGUAGAGGUUUACCCAGAGUUUGAAGACCAGAGAGCCUGCUUGCCCUCAGGAUCCUUUCUGACCUGCUCCUCAGACAACACCAUCCGCUUCUGGAACAUGGAGAACAGCCCGACCUCUGGCCGUCCAAAGAAUGUUUUCAGCAAUAACCUGCUAAAGGUGGUAUAUGUAGAAAAUGACAUCCAGCACCUGCAGGACAUAUCCCACUUCCCAGACCGGGGAAAUGAGAAUGGGACUCCUGUGGACAUGAAGUCAGGGGUUCGGGUCAUGCAGGUCAGUCCUGAUGGUCAGCACUUGGCCUCAGGCGACCGGAGUGGAAAUCUGAGGAUUCAUGAGCUCAGGUUCAUGGAUGAGCUGAUUAAGGUGGAGGCCCACGAUGCAGAAGUUUUAUGUUUGGAAUAUUCCAAGCCUGAGACUGGUAUGACACUGCUGGCUUCUGCCAGUCGAGACCGACUCAUCCACGUGCUCAAUGUGGAGAAGAACUAUAACUUGGAGCAAACCCUCGAUGACCAUUCUUCCUCCAUCACGGCCAUCAAAUUUGCAGGGAACAGAGACAUCCAGAUGAUCAGCUGUGGAGCUGACAAAAGCAUCUACUUCCGCAGUGCCCAAAAGGUAUCUGAUGGCCUUCAUUUUGUGCGGACCCAUCAUGUGGCGGAGAAGACCACCUUGUAUGACAUGGACAUCGAUAUCACUCAGAAGUAUGUGGCUGUGGCCUGUCAGGAUAGGAAUGUGAGAGUCUACAACACAGUCAAUGGCAAACAGAAGAAAUGCUACAAAGGCUCUCAGGGGGACGAUGGCUCCUUGCUAAAGGUGCAUGUGGAUCCUUCGGGUACCUUCUUAGCCACCAGUUGCUCUGAUAAGAGCAUCUCAGUGAUCGACUUCUAUUCUGGAGAGUGUAUUGCAAAGAUGUUUGGACAUUCAGAAAUCGUCACGGGCAUGAAGUUUACUUAUGACUGUCGCCACCUAAUCACCGUCUCUGGAGACAGUUGUGUAUUUAUCUGGCAGCUGGGCCCAGAGAUCACCAACUGCAUGAAACAGCAUUUGCUGGAAAUUGAUCACAUUGAGCAGCAGAAGAAAAUGAAAGAUGGAAAAUGGACCAGCCAGCUGAGACGGGAAACUUAUGUGUCUAUGCCCAGUGGGACUCACUCCCUGAGCCCUGGAGAGCAGACAGAGGACGAGCUGGAGGAAGAGUGUGAACAAGAGGAGUUGCUGAAGACCCCCACGAAAGACAGCUUCGAAACAGAUCCGCGAUGCCUGCUCACCAAUGGCAAGCUUCCUCUCUGGGCAAAGCGGUUGUUGGGGGAUGAUGAUGUGGAUGGGGCCACCUUCCACGCCAAGCGGAGCUACCAGCCUCAUGGCCGUUGGGCCGAGCGGGCUGACAGAGAACCCAUCAAGACCAUUUUGGAUGCCCGGGACCUGAAUUACUAUUUCAGCCCCGUGAACCCUGACGUGUUGGAGGACUCUGGCCUGGAGAAGGUGGAGCCGCAGAGUCUGACCCAGCUCCUCACUGAGACAGAGGGCCAAGAGGGUGGAAGCCAGAGGGAAGGUAGUUUCCAGCAUCCUGACUUCCUCCAACUGGACCUGGAGUCCCCCAAGUCAAAUGACAUCAUCAUUUACAACCUGGAGUCAGAAGCCAUCCCUGGCAAAAGUGAGUAUCGUCUGAAGGAAGCAGAUGUCUCCUCCUCUCAGCGGGGAAAUGGCUAUCUUCGAGGUCCCACGGUUCUAACUGGAGAACUGGAUAGCUGUACCCUGGAGCAACAGCCUGAAGGUGGGGAGUCACUGGAAUCUGAAGCUGAAACUGAAGCUGAGACUGUUGACUUGGAAGGGGGCUUCAAAGCAAUUCUCUCCUCGUCACCCCAGCCCAAGGCUGAGAAGAGCUCCUUUGACCCAAUUCCUCAAGCCCCAGAGAGCACUUCGGAAGUGGAGCUCAGUGGAUCAGAGGGGCCUGGGCCACCCGGCAGCUCCUUGCCGCAGACACCGGAGCAAGAGAAGUUUCUUAGACACCAUUUUGAGACCCUCACUGAUGCCCACCCUGAAGAGCUGUUUAAUGAUACCCUGAAGGACGUGGAGCCUCCUGAGAUGGAUGCGGACUCUGAGAAGAGCUUCUUCCUCAACUCUCGCCUGAGCAUGUCCACCCAGUUUCUGUCUCGAUUCCAGAAGAAUUCCAGGUUUGCACACACCUUCCCACCUACACUGCCUCUUCAGCUAGUGAAGCCCCUGGAGGCUGUGGUGCUUCGUCGGGAAGGGGGCAAGUCCGUGCGGACCAACAGGAGCUGUAACAAUGCAGAGGCCUCCGAUGGACUCCCAGGAGAGAAGGAAGCCGAGAGCCCGGAGACCCCAGAGCCAGCGUCCUGGUGCCCACUGGCCUCUGGCAUCACUGGCAUCGGGCCAAACCCACCCCCUGAGGCCCUGCUGGGCCUGCCCCUAGAGAAAGAGAGGGAGAGAAAACCGAAGCGGUCACCUCCACUCCCCUCCUCCGUGGCCCGGGGCAGCCGAGCCCUACCUGCCCGAUCCUACGCUGAGGCCACCAUGAGCUCCCGGGCAAAGAUGUCCCGCAGCGUGUCUCUUGGAGAAAACGUCGUUCCUGCCUUGUAUGGCUUGAAGAGGCCUCUUUCAAUGGGAGAACUUUCCACGUUGGGGCGAGAUGGUUUGCCAAGCAGGACCAGAGAGUUGAAUAGCCUGGAGGGAAAUCAGAACCAGCCCCCUUGGGGUAAUCAUGAAGCCCGAGCUGGCCUGAGGCUGGACCUGACCAAUGUCUCUGACCAGUUCCUACUGCCUCUGGCACCGACUGUGAUCCCUGGCCCUCCUGAGACAGGCCUAGGAAGAGGGUGGACUAAGGGCUCCAUCGCCACUGUGGAAGCUGUCCCAGCGGAGUUCCUGGCCAGCGAGACUCCGACUGAGAUGAAGGCCCCAGGCCUCUAUGAGCCCGACUUCCUCCAGAGGCUGUCAGGGCCGGAGCCACCAGCUCGGGCCCACACCGAGAGCCCUGCAGCCAUGGAAUCUCGGGGGCCCAGGUGCAUCGGCUCCGAGGCCCCACUCUUGGAUCCUCCCCUUGCCCAACUCGGCAUGAGCAGUGUGGAAUGUAUCACCCAGAAGUUGCAGCGCAGCUUCCAGGAGGCCCUGGACCUUUACAACAUGGUGGUUUCCAGCCCUCGAAUGGGUGGACAACAGCAGCAAGUCCUAGCAGAAUUGUCUUCCACCUUCUUGUGGAUACAGGGCCAGCUGGAUGCCAUGGCCUGGCUUUGUGGGGAGGAGGUGGUCCAACCCCCAUCCCCAUCCUUGUCUCCAGCCCUGUCCCCAGCCCAGGGCCUGGCUCUGGCCCCAGCCCCAGCCUCAGCCUGGACUCUUUCACCUUCCCCAGCAGUGAGCCCUGCCCCAGGCCUCCCAACCCCUCUGCUGUGGUCUCUGCCAAGCUCAGAGGUCCGGGCCUUGUUGGAACACUAUUCAGAGCUGUUGGUGCAAGCGGUUCGCAGAAAGGCGGGUGGCAGGGAACUGAGGGCGGGCCAGGGGAGCAGGGCCUGAACAUCCUAUAACCCCACGAUUCCUCCGUGGGGAUCAAGGACCAUCACACUGACAUGACCACCUCUUCCUUCUCUGCUGCUUUUAAGAAAAUGUCUAUUUUUUAGAAAAUAAACAACUUUAACGCAA